AUGGCCAUCCUCUCUCUGUCCAGAGAUGUUCGCCUACUGUUGUCGUCUACUUCGAACAAUGAUUCUCAGACGGGCACUACUGAUACUACUAAAGCGAACAGUCACUAUGAUCUCUCCCUUGAGGAUGAGGUACAAAGCUUAGUAGGUGAAAUAAGUGAGAAAUAUGUCCCACAACCAAGCACCGACGAUGUAAUCCUCGAUGCCAUUGAUGGCCUUCGAAGAUACAAAGAUUCCGUGAGGUGGAAACACUAUCACAGGGAACAACAACAGGAGAAAGCAAAGAAGCUCGGACUACCGACCGAAGAGAACAAAGAAGAAGAAAAGGAAAUCUACAACGAACAACCGGAUGACAACAAUGAAGGACUCAAGACAGGUCUUAGACCACAGAAGAUCAACAUGACGGCCCCAACAGCCUCAGACGAAGUAGAAGUCUUCCUCAAAAAACUGGAGAAGAUAGUACUACAAAUGGCCACAGAUUACAAGGGACACCAAACCAAUCCUAAAUCCAGAUCCAUCAAGAAACUACAGCGCAAACUUCUGAUGAAUCCAAACAAAGUUGUCAUCCCUACAGACAAAACAAACUCAUACAGAAUGAUGGAAAUCGAAACAUACAUACAACAAGUCAAACAACACCUUGCAAAAAAUGCCAAAGAGAUCCCACACUCAAGGCUAACCGAGGUAUCACAAGCAGCACUAGAUCUACUGGAACUGAAGCAAGACUGUCUCUCAGACAAAGAAUCAGCUCAUGCAUUCCAACAAAUCAGAUCAUGCGCAAUCCCAUCACCCAAGCUUAUGAUCAAAGAUCACAAGAAACCCAACAAAGAUGGAGUAUUCCCAACCAGACUUGUUGUACCAGCCAACAACUACACAUCAGCAUUCCCUAAACUCAGAUACCUAGGAAUCAAAAGAAUUCUAGACGACAAUAAAAUAGACUACAUGGACAAAACAAUCAUCCAAGCCUCCGACCUCAAAGGCCAAGUAGAAAAACUAGGAGUCAACACUAGCAACUCAACAAUAGUAUCGAUCGAUGCUGAAGCAUACUACCCUUCAGUUCGAUUCAAACUAGUGCGAAAAGCAGUCAAAUACUUUACCAAGAAUCUUGACACAGAAUGCCAAAGACGACUAGAUGACUGCCUAGAUAUGAUCAAAUUUGGGAUGAACUCUACACUACUGACAUUCAAAGACAAAUACUAUGAAUAUGAUGGAGAUAUGGAUCCUGAAGAGAAAGGACUAACCAUUGGUGGAUAUGAAUCAGCAUGGCUGUCUGACCUAGUAGGAGCCUACAUCCUAGAAAAUACCAAAGACCAUUUUGAAGAAACAUCAUACUAUGGCCUCUACAGAGACGAUGGUUUUGCGAUUUUCAAAGGAACUUGGACAUAUGAAAUGAUAGUAGAAUGGAGAGCCAACUUUCAGGCCAAAGUCAACAGCCUAGCCGAAGGAGACUACCUAAUAUUCACCUGUAGUAUAUGGCCAGACCAAACUAAAAGACAACUCCCAAAAGAUCAACCCGACCCCAAAGUAACUGUAGAAAGUGGAAAAGCAUUCCCUUAUCUAGAUAUGGAACUGUUCUGGUCGGACCAGGAAGAACUUCACUUCCGAGUCCACCUUAAACCGAACCAACAACUGAAAUAUCUAAACAGGGGAACUACCCACACAAACGCAUGCCUCAAAAACAUCCCACUAGGGGUGUUCCAAAGACUCGCUAAACUCACUACAGUUACCAACAAGAAUGCCAACCAAACCCUCGCUGAGAUCUACCCACUACAUAUCGAGGCGUUGAAGAAAGCUGGACUGGUUCCAGACCAGAUACCAACACUACAAGAGGAGAUACAACGAUACUCCAAGCGACAAGAGGACAAAGCAAACGAACCAGAUAGAGAUGCCAAGCAACGAAAGAGGAACCGGAACCGAUCAUUAUUCUUCUGUAUAGGACACUCCAACGCCUGGACGACCCCAAUACACAAGGUAACCAACGACCUCAAGAAGAGCCAUGGCCUCGAAUGGAUCAGAACGUCUAUGUCCUAUCAUCGAUUCACCAACCUGCGAGAGAUGUUCAUGUGCAUGGGAGACCUAUCGAGGAAGCUCACCAAAGACGUCAUCUCCACCGAGUUCCAAAAUGAAACCUGCAACUGCAAGCCAGGAAACAAGAAAGACGGCCAAUGCCAAUUUGACGACCGCUGUAGAAAUAAACUGGCCAUAUACUGCAUCAAAUGCAUUAACUCGGGCAAGGAAUACAUUGGGGCAACCCAACGAAACGUCAAAGAACGAACAUACCAACACUUCACCGACGUCAUGUGUCUCCUCUACGGAAAACGCAAGUCAGAUUCAUACGCAAGACACUUCGCCAACGAAUUCCAAAACUUCGCAGCUCCUUCACCAUUCCGACUUAAUGGCGACAUUCAAAGGAACAGCAUCGAAAUUAGCAUCCUAUGGCAAGGCAACCCCAUCAGCACUGUCAAGACCUUCGGGACACGACACUGCAGCCUAUGCAACAGGGAACGACUCGAGAUACUGAAACGAUCCAGAGAAUCGCCAGAAAAGCUGAUCAACUCCUGCAACGAAAUAUACGGAGCAUGCCGACAUAAACCUCGAUUUCAUAAGUACCACAAUAGCCCAAGCACUGAUGAUUCCCAAGGGGGAUGA
Messenger RNA from Seminavis robusta, 2643 nucleotides. NCBI's taxonomy places the organism in Eukaryota, Bacillariophyta, Bacillariophyceae, Naviculales, Naviculaceae. The record is from the annotation of a GenBank genome assembly.